AUGGCCCAUUCCGAUGAUUCCUCGAAUGAGGGUUCUGGUCAAGUACUAUCUCAAGCAGAAAGAGCAGCUCAAAAGCUGUCGUCGGAACACUCUAGAGCGUUUACGGUAGUGAUGAAUAAAGUUCGAGAACGUCUACGUGAUAUAUUUGGAAUGGAUUUAGUAGAAUUGCCAGCUAAAGAAAAGAAAGCUAUCACGAGUUCUGGAACUACGCGUAGAGGUGGUGCAAAUAAGGACAAAUCUUCUUCAAAAUCAUACGCUUUACAAAAUAUACUCCCACAAAAAUUAAGGGACACGGAUCAACUUAGACAUUACUUUCGUACUCUUUAUCUUGAGAACAAUCCAAAGUUUGAAUCAGACAAACUUUUGGCGAAUUUCGUCAAACAGGGAUAUUUGGAUAAACAGAAGUCAGGCUUUGCUGAUAACUCUUCACAAGCGCCAGAAAGGGAACAUGUAGAAUAUCGCUGGGGACCAAGAGCAAAAAUUGAAAUGCCAGAAGCAAAUCUUUGCGAUUUCAUUAAAUCAGUUUAUGGAGAUGAUGCCCCACCAGAUAUAAUUAAACAGAUUGAAAGAGCGUCUGGAAUUGAUACCAAUACGGCUACAUAA
This is a messenger RNA of Racocetra fulgida, 603 nucleotides long. Lineage: Eukaryota; Fungi; Glomeromycota; Glomeromycetes; Diversisporales; Gigasporaceae. The record is from the annotation of a GenBank genome assembly.